CACAGUCCUGCGCUGUACCGGGGUCUCUGUACACUUACUCCUCUGCUGAGCUGUCAGGAAUCUUCUCCAAUAUGUCAAAAACAAAUAAACACAGUGAGCAUCUACGCAGCUUGGCCGAGAAAGUGUUUGCAACAGAAGUUCGCGAUGUGGAAAGUAAAGAAGACAUAUCUCCUUUUGAUGUUUUGGAGAACUGCCCCAUUGCCCAUCAUGAAUUGGCAGAUCAUUUGGCUUUGAGGGAGAAUAGGGAAGCGCAGGAAAAAAGGAAGAAGAGACUGCAGCGUCUAAAAACAAUUGCUAUUAAAGUUCCUGAGGUGGAGAAGGAACUCACGAUUGUCCAUGAUUCUGAUGACUCCACUCCAUUGUACCUGACGGUUCCAGAUUUUCAGAAAGUGCAGAUCACAGGAGACUAUGCAUCAGGGGUCACCGUUGAUGACUUUGACCUUGCUGGAAAGGGUCUGUAUAGGGCGCUGGCUAUCAGGGAAAAAUAUAUGCGCCAUUCAAUUCAGAGAUUUCCACGAACUGUAGCUCAGUAUCUGCGUGACAUUGAAGGAGGAGUCUGGAAAGAAGAAGAUGAGAUUUAUCCAGACUUCACCCCACCACCAAAGAAGGGAGAAGAUCCUUUUCGUAGUGACAACUUGCCGGCCGAUGUUGGCUACCAUCUGCAAAUGAAAAAUGGAGUUAUAUAUGUCUAUCCAGACGAAGAAGCAGUGGCGAAGAAUCAACCAAAAGAUCUCAACUAUCCAAAUCUUCAUACAUUUGUGGAUGAUAUGAAUUUUUUAAUUACCCUUAUUGCCCAGGGGCCUGUUAAAACAUAUAGCCACCGCCGUCUCAAGUUCUUGUCAUCAAAGUACCAGGUCCAUGAAAUGUUGAAUGAGAUGGAAGAGCUGAAAGAGUUAAAAAAUAACCCACAUCGUGAUUUCUACAACUGCAGGAAGGUGGACACUCACAUCCAUGCUGCGGCCUGCAUGAACCAGAAGCAUCUUCUGCGCUUCAUCAAAAAGUCCUAUAGGGUGGAUUCAGAAAGGGUGGUAUAUAAUGCAAAGGGAGAGAAGCUGACAUUGAAGCAAGUGUUUGAAAAGCUACACCUGCAUCCCUAUGACCUCACAGUAGACUCCCUUGAUGUCCAUGCUGGAAGGCAAACUUUCCAACGCUUUGACAAAUUCAAUGCCAAAUAUAACCCAGUUGGCGCAAGUGAACUGCGAGACUUGUACUUGAAAACUGAUAAUUCUAUUGAUGGGGAAUACUUUGCAACUAUCAUUAAGGAAGUGAGCUCAGACUUGGAAGAUGCGAAAUACCAGUAUGCAGAACCUCGUCUUUCAAUUUAUGGACGAUCACCACAGGAAUGGACAAAGCUGGCACAAUGGUUCAACAAGCAUAAGGUUUAUUCUCCCAAUAUGAAGUUUAUGAUCCAAGUACCAAGAAUCUAUGAUAUAUUUAGGGCUCAAAAGUUUGUGCCUCACUUUGGAAAAAUGUUGGAGAACAUUUUCAUGCCCGUGUUUGAAGCCACAGUAAACCCAAAUGCUAACAAGGAGCUCAGCGUGUUCCUCAGACAUAUAACUGGCUUUGACAGCGUGGAUGAUGAGUCUAAACACAGUGGUCACAUGUUCUCCUAUAAAAGCCCAUUACCCCAAGACUGGUCCAUUGAGAAGAACCCAUCAUACACAUACUAUAUCUACUACAUGUAUGCAAAUAUCAGAGUGCUGAACAACUUGAGAAAGGAACGUGGAAUGAACACUUUCCUCUUUCGCCCUCACUGUGGUGAGGCAGGAGCAAUCACUCAUCUAUUAGCGGCUUUCAUGACAGCAGACAACAUUUCUCAUGGGUUGAACCUAAAAAAGAGUCCAGUCCUACAAUACCUGUACUUUUUAACAAAACUGCCCAUUGCUAUGUCACCACUAAGCAAUAACAGCUUGUUCCUGGAAUAUGCCAAGAACCCAUUACUGGAUUUCCAUGCCAAAGGCCUGAUUAUAUCAUUGUCUACUGAUGACCCGAUGCAGUUCCAUUAUACUAAGGAACCUCUCAUGGAAGAAUAUGCCAUUGCUGCUCAAGUCUUCAAGCUAAGCACUUGUGACAUGUGUGAGAUUGCAAGAAACAGUGUUCUGCAGUGUAGUCUUUCUCAUGAGGAAAAAGUACGUUUCCUUGGUGCAGAUUACCACAAGGAAGGACCUCAAGGGAAUGACAUUCGCAAAACAAAUGUGGCCCAGAUCAGGAUGGCGUACAGAUAUGAGACAUGGUGCUAUGAGCUCAACCUCAUUCUCCAAGCGCUGAAAACAGCAGAAUAAGAAGGAAAAAUGCAGAUUUGAGUGAUUUCCUAAUCGAAUUGCUGAUGAACAGGCUAACUGGCGUGUAUACACAGAUACACACAUCAGGUUGACUCCAGUCAAGAUACACAAAUCUAUUCUCACUGACACUCAGUGAUCCAAUUUUUCUGUAUAGUUAGUGUUGUCUAUCUAAAAAAGAAACCACAUCACUGCUGACUUAAUAAAGAUUCAUUUUAAUCAAGUAAUAAAAUGAUUCAUAACUUGAA
Messenger RNA from Spea bombifrons (plains spadefoot toad), 2527 nucleotides. It is a transcript of the gene AMPD1, whose product is annotated as adenosine monophosphate deaminase 1. The coding region runs from base 72 to 2282 and encodes 736 amino acids. The transcript has 15 exons. NCBI's taxonomy places the organism in Eukaryota, Metazoa, Chordata, Amphibia, Anura, Pelobatidae. The record is from RefSeq and is a predicted model, not a curated record. Gene Ontology annotation, cellular component: cytosol. Gene Ontology annotation, biological process: AMP metabolic process; IMP salvage. Gene Ontology annotation, molecular function: AMP deaminase activity.